Molecule: messenger RNA, 1362 nt
Organism: Penicillium bovifimosum
Lineage: Eukaryota; Fungi; Ascomycota; Eurotiomycetes; Eurotiales; Aspergillaceae
Exons: 5
Coding region: 1-1362 (453 amino acids)
Biological process (GO): amino acid transmembrane transport
Cellular component (GO): vacuolar membrane
Molecular function (GO): amino acid transmembrane transporter activity
Source: RefSeq, a predicted model, not a curated record
AUGAUUCACGACGCAGUAAACCCAUACCAGGACCGGGCUGACUCGGAGUCGGGGUAUAAUGAGAAGAAGUUCCUCGAUGAGACGCCUCAGUAUCAGGAUGCUUUUGGUGAUGAGGAGGGUGCGGAGGUCAAGUAUAAGACUAUGAAGUGGUGGCAAACCGGAAUGUUCAUGAUUGCCGAAUCCGUCUCCUUGGGUGUCUUGUCUCUGCCCAAAACCCUGGCCCAGCUUGGUCUUGCCCCGGCUCUCGUCCUGAUCAUCGGACUCGGACUUCUCGCUACAUACACUGGAUACACGAUCUUCCAAUUCCGCAUGCGCUACCCCCACAUUCAAAACUUGGGCGAUGCAGGCGAGGUUCUAUUCGGUGUUUUUGGACGCGAGCUGUUUGGUAUGGGCCAGCUGCUCUUCUCGAUCUUCAUUAUGGGAAGUCACAUUCUGACUUUCAGUGUGAUGAUGAACACUGUCACGGAGCACGGCACUUGCACGAUGGUUUUUACCUUCGUCGGAUUCGUUAUCUGCUUCGUUUGCUCUUUGCCUCGCACCAUGAAGAACAUGACCCAUAUCUCGUGCAUGUCCUUCGUCAGUAUUCUGACUGCAGUCAUCAUCACUAUGGUUGCAGUAGGCGUCCAGAACACCGGUGGUCAGAAUCUCAGAGCUACUAUCGACACCGAUCUGUUCCGGGCUUUCAGCGCCGUCACCAACAUUGUCUUUGCCUACUGCGCCCAUGUUGCUUUCUUCGGUCUGAUUGCUGAGAUGGAGGAGCCGAGAGACUUCCCCAAGGCUCUGAUCAUGCUGCAGUCCUUCGAGAUAAUCUUCUACACCGUUGCUGCGGUCGUAAUUUACUACUACGUUGGCCAGGAGGUCAUGUCCCCCGCUUUGGGAUCUGCAGGACCUGUCCUCAAGAAGGUUGCAUACGGUAUCGCCAUUCCAACUAUCAUUGGUGCUGGUGUCGUCAACGGCCACAUCGGUCUCAAGUACAUUUACGUCCGCAUCUUCCGCGGAACUGACCGCAUGCACAAGCGUGAUCUGGUCGCCAUUGGCUCCUGGGUUGCCAUUGCCUUUACAUGCUGGGUUAUCGCCUGGAUCAUUGCCGAUGCUAUUCCGGUCUUCAGUGACCUGCUGAGUCUGAUUAGCUCGCUUUUCGCUAGUUGGUUCAGCUACGGUCUCGGUGGUGUGUACUGGCUGCACAUCAACAAGGGCAGAUGGUUCUCUUCCCCUCGGAAGAUUGCGCUCACUGCUGUUAAUGUGUGUAUCGUCCUGAUUGGUGGUUGCAUGUGUGGUCUCGGUCUGUAUGUUUCUGGCAAGGCUAUUCAUGACAAUGCCUCCAGCAACAGCUUCUCUUGCGCUAGCAAUGCCGAGGUGUGA